Messenger RNA from Megalobrama amblycephala (Wuchang bream), 2010 nucleotides. RefSeq names its product homeobox protein OTX2-like. Gene Ontology annotation, biological process: multicellular organism development; regulation of transcription by RNA polymerase II. Bases 759 to 1514 code for a protein of 251 amino acids. The transcript is spliced from 3 exons. Lineage: Eukaryota; Metazoa; Chordata; Actinopteri; Cypriniformes; Xenocyprididae. Gene Ontology annotation, cellular component: nucleus. Gene Ontology annotation, molecular function: DNA-binding transcription factor activity, RNA polymerase II-specific; RNA polymerase II cis-regulatory region sequence-specific DNA binding. The record is from RefSeq and is a predicted model, not a curated record.
CGUCCGGAUUAUCUCCAGCGAUAAUUAAUUAAUUAUUGAACGGAUGUGAAGCGAUCGACAGAUUGAGGCGCGCGGCCGUUGAGCGCAAACGGUUAAUUCUGCUUUAUAACAUUAUUAAAUGUGUCUGUCACUUUAAAUAUUUUCAAAAAUAAAUUUUCGGUGUAAAUGAAUUUAAUUUUUUCCUUCUAGAUUCGUUUUUUUUUUUUUUUUUUUGCCGAUGCACUUAAUACUUUUCUUCUCUAAUGGAGGGAUAUAAUGUGUUUGUUUUACUUUAUCUAAAUGACUCUAACGCUUUUAGAAGAGACCCGCCGCGUAAAUCUAAUUACCAGCUGCAAUUAAUUAAGAAGAAUAGCCCCGGGAGUGUCAAUAAAGUGUAACUGAAAUUAAAAUGCGUCUUAAGUUGAAUUGUUCCUCGUUAAGCUGCUCUUCGCAUGUGAAUGAGAGACUCUUUACGCAGAAGUGCGUCACUGUUGUUCAUUGUUAUCAGCACUAUUUAUCUUGUCCACGGUGGUCUUUGUCUUCGCAAAUGACCCCCAGUGAUGCGGAGACAAUUAGCUUGUCCUCGAAUGUUUUGGCUACUUUGCGCCUUGUUGCGUCUCAAUACGCGUCUCUCCAAAUGACCGCUGCGUUUUGUUCUCGGAGACUCGAACCCGCCCCCUCAGACAACGGAUAGUUUCCAUGUCAGCAGAUAACCAGCUCGACCAGUCGUCUGCUUCUCGCGCAGGAGGACAGACGCAUUCCUUCACCAGCACGUCAACAUGAUGUCGUACCUGAAGCAGCCGCCGUACGCGCUCCCCGGACUGAGUCUGAGCUCGGGAAUGGACCUGCUGCACCCGUCCGCGGGUUACCCGGCGAGCGGCCGUAAACAGAGACGGGAACGGACCACCUUCACUCGCGCGCAGCUGGAUGUUCUGGAGACUCUGUUCGCCAAGACGCGCUAUCCGGACAUCUUCAUGCGGGAAGAAGUGGCCUUAAAAAUCAACCUGCCCGAGUCCAGAGUACAGGUUUGGUUCAAAAACCGCAGAGCAAAGUGUCGUCAACAGCAGAGCUCUGUGCAGAAGACCACAGCAGUGAAGAAGAAGAGCUCUCCAGUCAGAGAGAUCACUGCUGACAGCAACCCGUACUCCAGCCCGUCCAGCACGUCCUUACCGGCCACGUCCUCCGCCCCGGUGUCCAUCUGGAGUCCGGCCUCCAUCUCCCCCGAGCCUCCUUCCACCUCCCCAUCCUCCUGCAUGCAGAGGUCGUUUCCCAUCACAUACACGCAGGCGUCUGGAUACAGUCCGGGUUUCACUGGCACGCCGUCUUAUUUCAGCGGAAUGGACUGCGGUUCUUAUCUUGGCUCCGUGCAUCACCAUCAGCUGACCGGAGCCGGUUCGGCACAGGGUUACGGCUUCAGCGCCGCCUCAGACUGCCUGGACUACAAAGAGCAAGGCGCCUCAUGGAAGCUGAACUUCAACUCAGACUGCUUGGAUUACAAAGAUCAGAUGUCGUCGUGGAAGUUUCAGGUUUUGUAAAAGCACAGGGAACGUCUUGGAAUAUCUUCAGCCUGAUGGAACGAAAUACUCGGAUCUAUAGGAAGCAGAAAUUAUGUGCUACAUCAUUUUGACUAAAUUAUUAUUAAAAAGAUUGAACAAUGCAACCAAGAAAAAAACAAAAAGAUCAAGAGAAGCAAAUGUUUGGUCAAGCGAGCCAGAUCUCGUUAAGCCUCUUAAGAUGUCCUGCUUUGAUCAAGCCAGAGUUUCUCAAAUGCACUAUGUUUUUUUUUUUAAAUGAGUAGCUUUGUUCUGUAAGAGACAAUCAGUAUGUUUGUGUGUUUUCUUGUAUUUUUAGACUGCGUUCUGUUGUAGCUUUAUAUUAUGUUCUUGUCAUUGAAAAGUGUACUGUGACUUUCUUAUUUGUAUGUUCAGUUGGUAACAAUAAAUUAUUACUUUUGUAAAGCCAGAGGGAUUUUUUUUUUUUUAAAUGUUAGACCUAUUAUAUUAAAAUGUUCAUAUUUGACGGAAAAUUGCG